AUGGAGAUCGUCGGGGAGGAGACAGUGGAUCCGCCGAGACCAUCGCCGCCAUCAUCGUCAUCGACGCCGCCAACUCCGACCACCUUCAUCCUCGAAACUGAACCACAACCACAACAACAACACCAAACGAGCGGGUUUUUUGCCAGGAUACGCUCCUCUGUCAUGGCGUCACUUGAGAAGAGGAAGUUGGGCGGUGUAAAGGUGGAAUACACCGAGAUUCCCAGCAGCGAACUUGAGCAUGAAGAGCAGGGUGUGGAGACGGUGAAUGGUGAGCCAGCGAGCUGCAGCAAAUGCGGGCAACCAUCAUCACGGCAUGGGAGAGGAGGGCAGAGGAAGAAGGGGCUGUGGAAGUCGUGGGGGUUGCAAUUGCGGGUUACGGUGCUUGGAGUAGGAUUGUUAGCCCUCAUCCUCCUCCUCAACCUCCUCUCCGCCAUCAAAGACUCCCUCAUCGGCGCCCGCCACAACGACUACGACCCCUUUGUCAACUGGGGCCAACCCAACACCGGCACGGAGGAUCUCUCCUGGUACCCAACUGACUUCCUCCGGGACGUCAUCCCCCUCCCCUGCCACUCCCACAACGACUACUGGCGCCGCGUCCCGUUAUUCGACGCCCUCUACGCGGGGUGCACAGGAGUAGAAGCCGACGUCUGGCUAUUCAACAACGACCUGCUUGUCGGCCACGACCUGGCUUCCUUGCAAGUAAACCGCACGUUUCAAUCCCUCUACGUCAACCCCAUCGUCGACAUCUUGGAGAAGCAAAACCCCAAAACACCGUACUACAACGGGACGCUCAGCGGAGUCUUUGACGUCGACCCUGCCCAGACUUUGGUCUUGCUGAUUGAUCUCAAGACCUCGGGUCAUGAGACUUGGCCGCACGUGCUGAGGCAACUUGAUCCCCUGAGGGAAAGGGGAUGGCUUUCGUUUUAUGAGGAUGGGGAAUUUCACUCGAGGCCUGUGACGGUUGUGGGCACGGGGAAUACACCCUUUGACCUCAUUUUGACACCCCCUUACCCAACCACCACCACCACCACCGCUAAAUACUCCAACUCGACCUGUCCUCCUGACCGCGACGCGUUUUUUGACGCCCCGCUUGAUAAACUUCUACCCGAUUCCCCAUAUAACAGCUCCAACUCCUAUUAUGCCUCGGUGAGCUUCUUCAGGUCGAUAGGUAUUACCCAGUGGUGGAAGGGGGGCGAGCCAACAGCUGGGCAGCUGGCCAAGAUCAGGGGGCAUCUGGCGGCGGCAAAGGAAAGGGGGUUGGUGAGCAGGUACUGGGAGCUGCCUGCUUGGCCGAUUCAUGUGAGGAAUAAGAUUUGGGAGGUGCUGGUUGGGGAGGGGAUGGGCAUGUUGAAUGUGGAUGAUUUGAAGGGGGCGACGAGCGAGGAUUGGAGGAGGAUUAGGACUUGGAGGAGGAUGUUGAGGUUGUUUUGA
Messenger RNA from Podospora anserina S mat+, 1431 nucleotides. RefSeq lists its product as uncharacterized. The record is from RefSeq and is a predicted model, not a curated record. Gene Ontology annotation, biological process: lipid metabolic process. Gene Ontology annotation, molecular function: phosphoric diester hydrolase activity. The coding region runs from base 1 to 1431 and encodes 476 amino acids. NCBI's taxonomy places the organism in Eukaryota, Fungi, Ascomycota, Sordariomycetes, Sordariales, Podosporaceae. The transcript has 2 exons.